This is a messenger RNA of Sorex fumeus (smoky shrew), 1340 nucleotides long. It is a transcript of the gene SPINDOC, whose product is annotated as spindlin interactor and repressor of chromatin binding. NCBI's taxonomy places the organism in Eukaryota, Metazoa, Chordata, Mammalia, Eulipotyphla, Soricidae. Gene Ontology annotation, biological process: negative regulation of DNA-templated transcription. The transcript has 6 exons. The record is from RefSeq and is a predicted model, not a curated record. The coding region runs from base 25 to 1236 and encodes 403 amino acids.
CUGGCGGCGCGCUCGGGGCCGCGCAUGUGGGGGCGGCGCGCCGCCAGCGCCCCCGGCCCCGCCAUGGCCCUCAAGGCCGAGGGCGCCGCGGCGCUCGACUGCUUCGAGGUGACGCUGAAAUGUGAGGAGGACGAGGACGAGGCCAUGGUGGUGGCCGUGAUCCCGCGGCCCGAGCCGGUGCUCAGCGUGGCCCCGCAGGAGAAGCCUCCACUGCCCAGGGCUGGCCCACCAGAGGCAGUUGACGUCUGUGAGGAGCCCAAGGAACAGAUGCCUUGGGAGCAGGAGUUCUUGGUGGGGAACAGUCCAGGAGGCAGCGGGCAGGCUCUGUGCAUGGUGUGCGGUGCCGUCAUCUGGGCCCCGUCCGCAGACACGGCCCGUGCACACAUCCUGGAGCAGCACCCUCACACCCUGGACCUGAGCCGGGCCGAGAAGAGCAACAUCCUGGAGGCCUGGAGCGAGGGGGUGGCCCUCUUGCAGGACGUCAGAGCUGAGCAGCCCAGCUCGCCUAACCCAGACCUAGGCCCUGACAGCGACCCUGACUCCGGGCUCGACCCCACCAAGAUGCCGGCAGAGAUCGUGGUUCUCCUGGAUUCAGAGGACAAUGCAGUCCUGCCCAGACGGGUCCGGCCCAGGGGACUCCGCCCUCUCGAACUCCCUGCAGCGCCCCCUGCUGAGCCUGGGACCAGGAAGCCCCGUGGGCAGAGAUGGAAGGAGGGCCCCGGGGAGGAACCCGUCCGCAAGAAGAGAGGCCGGUCUGUGAGCAAAAUGCUGGACCUGAACCCUGACCCUGACCCUGACCCAGACCCAGACGAGCUCUCGCCAGACUCCCCGACAGAGGCUUUUGCUGCACCCGUGGAAGUCCGCCACUUCACCGAUGGCACCUUCCCCCCGGGCUUCGUCCUCCAGCUCUUCUCCCACACGCACCUCAGGGCCUCUGUCAGCAAGAGUCAGCCCAUAGAGGAGGAGGGUGCGCCAGCACCAGGUGAGCCAGACGGGGCAGACUGGUUGCACACCCCCCCCCCCUUGAAUACUCCGGAGCUUCGCGGGACACUGGACCUCCAGGUUAUCCGCAUGUGCACGGAGGAGCCACCUGCCAUCAGCCUCCUGCCAGACUGGCCCAAGCACCCACCUGGUGCCAAGGCUGUGGGAGCAGGUGACCCCGCCAACUGGCCUGCGGUUCUGUCCGAAUCCGAAGCUACUGCAGGGGGACCACCAAAGGCAGGCAGUGGGGUCUAGGCCGUAGCGUGGCAGAGGAGAGAGGAGGAUGCGGCAGGGCCCCCACCGCCUUGGUUUGUUACCCAGAACUGCCCAGUUGGCAGAUGGCAGCGGGCACGGGCAGG